AUGGAGGAGGCGGGGGCGGCCGCAGCGGCAAAGUAUGCAGAGGAGGAAGACUACGACGAGGAGUGCAUAGACUUUGACCCCUACGCAUUCAUCAAGAAUCUGCCACCGCUGAAGCAGGUGGUGCCUCGCUGGCGGCGCUCCCUCCUGCCCCGGCAGACCCGCCAGUGCAAGAGGAAGACCCUGGUGCUGGACCUGGACGAGACGCUGGUGCACAGCACGCUGGACGGCUGCGACGAGCCAGACUUCAGCUUCCCGGUGGCGUUCAACGGGAGGGAACACCGCGUGCAUGUGCGCCGCCGGCCGCACCUGCAGCACUUCCUGCAGCGCUGCGCGGAAUUGUUUGAGGUGGUCGUCUUCACCGCCUCCCAGAAGGUCUACGCGGAGCAGCUGCUCAAUAUCCUCGACCCCACCCGGACUUUGAUCCGGCACCGCGUGUUCCGGGACUCGUGUGUGUUUGUGGAGGGCAACUACCUGAAGGACCUCUCCGUGCUCGGCCGCGACCUCGCACACACCGUCAUCGUCGACAACUCCCCCCAGGCGUUCGGCUACCAGUUGCCCAACGGCAUUCCCAUCGAGUCCUGGUAUGACGAUGAGGCAGACAGCGAGCUGCUGAGCCUGCUGCCCUUCCUGGAGAGCCUGGUGCAUGUGGACGAUGUGCGGCCGGCGCUCCUUGCCGCUUACAAACUGAACCAGCUUGUCGAGAGCGCCCCCACCUAUCCUUCCUACCACUGA
Coccomyxa subellipsoidea C-169 is the source of this 732-nucleotide messenger RNA. RefSeq lists its product as hypothetical. The transcript has 4 exons. Gene Ontology annotation, molecular function: phosphoprotein phosphatase activity. The coding region runs from base 1 to 732 and encodes 243 amino acids. The record is from RefSeq and is a predicted model, not a curated record. Lineage: Eukaryota; Viridiplantae; Chlorophyta; Trebouxiophyceae; Coccomyxaceae.